Messenger RNA from Entelurus aequoreus (snake pipefish), 3114 nucleotides. RefSeq names its product FTO alpha-ketoglutarate dependent dioxygenase (gene fto). NCBI's taxonomy places the organism in Eukaryota, Metazoa, Chordata, Actinopteri, Syngnathiformes, Syngnathidae. The record is from RefSeq and is a predicted model, not a curated record. Gene Ontology annotation, biological process: regulation of multicellular organism growth; DNA alkylation repair; RNA repair. Gene Ontology annotation, molecular function: mRNA N6-methyladenosine dioxygenase activity; broad specificity oxidative DNA demethylase activity; ferrous iron binding. The coding region runs from base 291 to 2126 and encodes 611 amino acids. The transcript has 10 exons.
GGUCUGCGGCUGCCGAAGCUACUUCCGCCUUGAGCCCCGGUGCAUUCUGGGAAUCGCUGUCUUCACAAAUUUAUAUUUAACCUUUUUUUUUCGCCAACACGGCACAAAAGCUGACUGCGCUCAUGUAACACCGACGAAGAGGUGACAACACGAAUAACCAAAGACGAUUGGUGUCGGUGGAAGUCGGUUAAAGUGUAUAAAUAGCACGCACGUAAGUGAGAGCGGACUCCAAAGACCGUCGGCGCCCUGGAGGACGGAGGCACUGCAAACGUCAACACAAGUCCAGGAACAUGAAAAGAUCGGGUGACAGUGAGGGGGAGAAGAGAAGAAAGAAGCGGAAGUUACUGCUGGAGUUGGGAAACCAAAAGAUCCCCUUUUUCGGACCUUCUGAUCAGGGCUUCCAGAAACUGUGGGACUCUAGUUACCCCGGUCUGGUUUUGAGAAGAUCCUGCUCUCUUCCCGCUGAGCUUCACUGCCAGGUCCAGGCCGCUCUGCUCACCAUGAGAAAGAAAGGCUGCCUCUUAAGGGAUCUAGUCCGCGUCCGAGACCGGGAAGUCUUUACUUCGGUGUCACGGGCCCUGCUGGGUGAGCCGGGCCACACCUAUCGCUACUUGGACACCAGGCUCUUUGCCAUCCCUUGGCACAGCGAGGACACUGGGAAUAAAGGACAGAACUGUUGCGACGCGGAUCUGAGGACGGCCUGCAGAGGAUUGUGGGAGCUAAACCUCUUCUUCCGUUCGGACGUGAGUCAGCUAAAAGAAGGAGACAGGCUGGCGCAAUGCGUUAAGGCGAAGGCGACAGUUGAGGCUAAGGUGAGCGAGGAGGCUGAAACGGAGUCCAGAAAUAGCGACGAUUCCAAGAACAGCGAAGGAGGGGAGUCGGAGUACAGGCAGAGCGAAGAGGGGGACACGGAGUCCAAGCACAGCGACGAAUGGGACGUGGAGUCCAAACACAGCGAUGAAGGUUGCUCCGGGUCAAAAAGGGAAGGCGACUGGGAGACGGGGUCCAGAAAAAGCAGCGAGGAGGGAGAAUCCUCACAAGGCAAAGAAGCAGGUGUGGAAGGAGCAUGUCCCACCUGGGCAACAGAAGACCGAGUGGGCGUCCCUGUGGCUCACCUCAAGCACAGUCCGUCAGACUACCACAUUGAGGACAAGGAGGGGCUGCAAGUGGGCUGCUCCGAGCCCAGUCCUCCGAAGGUACGCACCGCAUCCACCAAGUUUAACGUCACCUUGCUCAACUACAUGGACCCGGCGUCCAUGAGCCAGCUCAAAGAAGAGCCCUACUACGGCAUGGGGAAGAUGGCGGUGGGGUGGCACCACGACGAAAACCUGAUCAGUCGUUCGCCCGUGGCCGUCUACAGCUACAGCUGCAACGACUACAAAGGCGAGAGCAGCGAAGGCGGCGCAGGCGAGAAACCGAGCUGGAGGAUCGGGCUGAAGGUAGCCUGGGACAUCCACACACCUGGCCUGACGCUGCCCCUGGAGUCUGGAGACUGCUAUUAUAUGAGAGAUGACCUGAAUAACACCCACCAGCACUGCGUCCUGGCAGGAGACGCCCCACGCUUUAGCUGCACCCACAGAGUAGCCGAGUGCGCCACUGGGACUCUGACCUACAUCCAGUCUCGGUGCGGAGAGGCCCUUUCCAACCUGCACACGUACCCGGAGAGCGGCUCCCACAGCCUGGUGACCUUGCGGCCAGCCACCCUGCAAAACUGUGAGGAGAUUCACAAUGAGGUGGAGUUCGAGUGGCUGCGACAGUACUGGUUUCAGGGCCGGCGCUACACCCGCUUCUGCAGCUGGUGGAGCAAACCCAUGGAGGAUCUGGAGAAGGAGUGGAAGCUCAUGGAGACCAUGACCAUGCUGUUCUUGGCUAAAGUGGAGGACGAGGGACAAGCCGGGGAGGACAGGCGGGACAUGGCAGAGAUUCUUGUGGCUGCUUUGAUUGACAGACACCAGCAAAGACAGACAUGGAGAGACAGGUGCCACUCCAGCCUGGCCCAGACGUUGCCCCCCGAGGAGGCCCCGGUCGAUCGUCCCUUCUGGGGCGUGGACGACCCCGACAUGCCGCUGCCCUUUGACCUGGCCGACAUCAUCAACAGAGUGGAGUCGCUGCUGUGGAGGAUGUAAAGCAGCCAUGUAAGGACAUCAAAAAAACACACCAGCUUUUCCGAGCGAGCCCAACGAGAGCCGAUUGCAGACGACAAAUCCAAGAAGAAUUUUGGAUGGGUUCACGUCCAUCCCGACAGAUUGACCUACGUGGGCCCCGAAAGGGCCCCGGUAUAACACCCCCGAAUAGCGCUUUCGUGACAUGCUAACAACGCCAGCUCAGCAUCAAGCUACCAGUGUAACCACAUUUCAAUGUGUAGCUAUUUAUUAUUGUUACGAUUUAAUAGCAGCACUUAAUCUCAUAUAACCUCGCUGUCAUCAACUUGUCAGUAUUCACAUGAAAGGCUUUUAUUAAUUAGUCACAGUGGUGGUAUGAAAAACAGCAGGUUAAUAUUAUUUGUCCAACGGCCCCCGUUUGACCCCAGACCGACCAAAGAAAGAAUCCACUGAAACAGUGAGUCAGACCAAUGAAGGAGUGAGAGUGGCUUCCGAAAAGCUCAUGUUCUAGUCAGCAUUCUAGCCGUCACAACUUGGGCUAAACUUUUUCUCAUUAUUUUGUAAUGAUUUUGGAUGGCAUCUGUCUGAUCUACUAUUUAUUUGGAAUAGGAUCAAACACAAGUCAGCCAUAGAAGCUGGAGAAGGCAAAUGUACGUGCAUGAGUUCUAUUCAGCGCUCUAUCACCUGCAGUUGUCAACUCCAAUGAUUUUGAAUCCCGUCUCUAUGAUUGGAUAAGAACCUGAUGCUCUCUUCCUUCAUGUUUGAUUUCUUGAUAGAUCAUGAUAACAUAGAGAUGUUGUUUCUAUUUAAAACAGCCCUGAUUGCACUCCUUUUUGUUUUGUUCUUUUUUUGAAGUUUUUGUUGUUGUUGUUGCUGCUGCCAAACAGUUCUUCUUUCGCUGUUGUCAGUUUUUUUCCGCACUCUGUGCGCUUUACCUUCCUUGCCACAGCUUUGUGCGUCUGACGCGGUAAGACUGGUAGAAAAUGCAAUUAAACAGUGUUCUAUCCCUGCA